Molecule: messenger RNA, 1515 nt
Organism: Siniperca chuatsi (mandarin fish)
Lineage: Eukaryota; Metazoa; Chordata; Actinopteri; Centrarchiformes; Sinipercidae
Gene: rsrc1
Product: arginine/serine-rich coiled-coil 1
Exons: 10
Coding region: 167-1156 (329 amino acids)
Biological process (GO): alternative mRNA splicing, via spliceosome
Cellular component (GO): cytoplasm; nucleus
Source: RefSeq, a predicted model, not a curated record
AAUUGAUGAUAUCAGAUGAGAAUAAGUCCAUCAAUCGAUUGCUCUGUGUUUGACUCUGCUGUCUGGAAGCGAUCGAUGCUUUCCGGUUUGACGAGUACAGUCUUCUGAGCGGUGCAUGGCUGAGUUGUGGAGCUUCACAACGAUUUAAAGCUGACAGGCAGCCAGCAUGGGUCGGCGCUCGUCUGAUAGUGAGGAUGACAGUCGGAGCAGGAGGAAGAGAAAACAGCGUCGCCGUUCAUCCUCCUCUUCCUCGUCUUCGUCUUCAUCCUCCGGAAGCAGGGUGACCAGCAGCCGGAGCCGGAGGUCCAGUCGCCGGAGCCGUUCUCGCUCCAGAGACAGGGACAAAGACAGGAGGAGAAGAAGACGUUCCAGCAGCAGUUCGUCCCACAGUUCAUCUCGCAGGAGGAGGAGUCGCAGUGCAGAGAGAGACAAAGGGAGGAGCCACCGCUCACACCGGUCACGCAGCCGAGACAGGAGGUCUCAUUCUCGCCACCGGCGGUCUCGCAGUAGGAACGGCAGCCGUAGCCGGCGAGGUACCCACAGCCGCAAAAAGAGCCGCAGCCACAGCAGAGAGCGGGACCGGAGCCGGCGCAAGGGCCGCGACCGGGAGAGGGAGAAAGACAAGGAGAGGGACAGAGGAAGAGACAGAGAGAAGGACAAGAGUAGAGACAAGGCAGACAAAAAGGGGGACGCCGGGAACAUCAAAGGCAGAUUAGAACAUCUGACUCCAGCAGAACAGGCUAAAGUUCGAAUGCAUAUGAUCCUGCAGGCUGCCGCUAAGACGGACGAGGUGCUGAAGGCUAAAGUAGCCAAGAGAGAGGAGGAGGCCCGGAAGAAACUGGAGGACGAGGGAACUUCUCUGGAGGAGCAAGUGCGAAGGAUAAAGGACAUUGAGGCCAUCGAGAGUGAUUCCUUUGUUCCUCAGGCUUUCAAAUCAUCCAGGGAUGAUAUAAAGACUGAGCCAGCCGAAGUGAAGCUGGAGUCAGAGAGGGCAGAUUCUCUGGACGUCACUCUUCCCAUCUCCAUAGUCUACAAUGACAGUGACACACUCGCCCAUCCCAGUUUGUUCAUGGACAAGGAGAAGGCUGAGGAGCUGUGGCUCAGCAGACUGAUCUCGCUGCGGCAGGAGAGGCUCAUGGGAAGUCCUGUGACCUAAAGGACACCGGAAACCCAGAAGACCCUUCCUGUUCCCAGGGCAGUUUCAGUUGCUUUUAUUGUGUCUGUCUUGUUUUAGGACAUCACAACGUUUCUUACUUUAUCCAUUACCUAUUGUAAAAACUUAAGAAAAUGAGCAAUUUUUUGGUCCUGAUGUGCUUAUUAUUUUAUUAAUGUUAAUGUAAUUCAAUUAAACAAUCUGCUGUUCUUUAUUUGGCUUCAUUUAUUUUUAAUGAAGGAAGGAAGAUCUUAUUGUCAGAUAAGGUGAUCUGUUUUAUCAUGUACAAGUAGCAUUUGAUAUAUUUUGUCUUUUGUAAUCAACUCGGUAAAUAAAGAUAGCUGUGAUUUUUUGGAGUGAAA